Messenger RNA from Lucilia cuprina (Australian sheep blowfly), 694 nucleotides. It is a transcript of the gene mRpL14, whose product is annotated as 39S ribosomal protein L14, mitochondrial. Gene Ontology annotation, cellular component: ribosome; mitochondrion. The record is from RefSeq and is a predicted model, not a curated record. The coding region runs from base 146 to 637 and encodes 163 amino acids. The transcript has a single exon. Gene Ontology annotation, biological process: translation. Gene Ontology annotation, molecular function: structural constituent of ribosome. Lineage: Eukaryota; Metazoa; Arthropoda; Insecta; Diptera; Calliphoridae.
CUUUGAUAUCUGUCUUGACACACACUGUUUUGACAUUUAAUUUACUAGAACUAAGCACUUGUUAUUUAAUUGGUUAAAAAAAAUAUAAGAAAAUUAUUAAAUUUAUAAAUUAAAACGCUAAACUUAUUAAAACAACUACUUCGAAAUGUCUUAUUUACUGCAAAAUAUAAAAACCUCCAGUAUGAUGCAAGCCGUUAAAGCUAUACGAUUCAAUCAAACGCAACAGUCUCAACUCUUACACACGACACCGGUGUGCAACGAAAUACGCAAAUUGGCCCGUUUGCGUGUGGUGGACAACAGUGAUUUGGGCAAAAGAGCUAUGGCCGAGGGACGUCCACCACGUUGUAUACAUGUCUAUAAUAAACGUGGUAUUGGUCUUAUAGGCGAUAAAGUCCUGGUGGCCAUUAAGGGUCAAAUGAAGAAGGGCAUAUUAGUGGGCUUAAAGCAAAAACAAAGGCCUAAGAUUCCCAAAUUCGACAGCAAUAAUUUGGUUUUGAUCGAUGACAAUGGUACACCGUUGGGCACUAGAAUACAUGUACCCGUACCCACUAUACUGAGAACAAUACUUAAGGAGAAAACCCAGGCUAAGGGUGCUGAUUACACCAAAGUCUUGGCCAUAGCAAGUAGAUUUAUUUAAAAAAAGUGAAUUACAAAUGUUUUGAAUAAAAUUUAUUGUUAAAACUGAAAAAAGCUA